Molecule: messenger RNA, 1700 nt
Organism: Nymphalis io (European peacock)
Lineage: Eukaryota; Metazoa; Arthropoda; Insecta; Lepidoptera; Nymphalidae
Product: ubiquitin-conjugating enzyme E2 J2-like
Exons: 1
Coding region: 190-870 (226 amino acids)
Source: RefSeq, a predicted model, not a curated record
UAUGUGCAGUGACGUAUAGUAUAUUGAUAUAUUCAUUCAGAUUUCUUCGAUUAGACGAAAAUUAGAUAUUUUUGUACUAAUACUAAUUUCUUAGACUUCAUAUGCGUGAUAUGAACACUAUAAUUGUGUUUUUUAUUUAAAUAUCUGAAGUAAAAGUUGACUUUUACAUGUUUUUCUAUUAUACAAGCAAUGGCAAAAACUAAGGUUACUGGUGCGACUAGUAGACUAAAACAAGAUUACCUCCGGCUGAAAAAUGAUCCUGUACCGUAUGUUACUGCGGAACCCGUUCCUUCAAACAUUCUAGAAUGGCAUUAUGUUGUAAAAGGUCCCGAAAAAAGUCCAUAUGAAGGCGGAUAUUAUCAUGGAAAAAUUAUAUUUCCCAGAGAAUUUCCGUUCAAGCCCCCAUCUAUAUACAUGAUUACUCCAAAUGGACGAUUCAAGACGAAUACAAAAUUGUGCCUUAGCAUUACUGAUUUCCAUCCAGACACAUGGAAUCCAGCUUGGUCUAUUUCAACAAUUUUGACUGGUCUGCUCAGCUUUAUGCUAGAGAAAACUCCAACAUUAGGUUCCAUUGUCACAUCAGAUUACCAGAAACGCUGUUUAGCUGCAGAAUCUCUCGAAAUUAAUCUUAAAAACAAAAUGUUUUGUGAAUUAUUUCCUGAAUAUGUUGAAGAAAUUGAGCAGUUACUGAAAGAAAGGCAAGAGGCAAUCCUACAUACAGAAAACACAAAUAGCAGCAGUGGUAGUGAAGUGGUUACUGAACAACAAUCUAACAUGUACUAUAUUUUGACUAAUCUUUUUGUGCUUGUUGGUUUUGUUUUUCUUGCUUAUAUGGUCAAAUAUGUUUUAGUCUCAAUAUCUAAUGACUAAGCAAUAAUUUAUACUUCAUAAAAAUGUAAAUAAUGUAAUUAAUUAUGUAUAUAAGACAUUCUUUAGAGAGAAACUACUUAUGUAAUUAAUGUUUAAACACGUAAAAUAUUUCCUAAAUUUAGAAAUCCAUUCUCUAACUUUCUUAAAUUGGUUCACAUUAGUAUUGAUAAGCUUCUAUUUUGAAGCAAAAAAAUACAAAGUAGUAAUUACCUUAACUAGAAAUAAUCAAACCUAAAGAUAAUUGCAUUACUCAUAAGAUGUCACUUUUCAACUCUAUGAAUAAUCAAAUCAUAAGUCUAUAAAUUGAUAUGUGUUGCCAUAACUUUCUCAUCUUGUAGAUAAUGUAUUUAUCUUUUAGCACUUCCAAAUAAAAUAUAGGAUUAUUCUCGUGAAACACUUAUGUAAUAUGAAGUAACUUUUAACAUCAUUAUUUUACAUUUAGUAAUGUAUAUUUAUUAUUUUGUGUUAUUUCCUAAUUAUGUUGAUUCGUUAAAAAACUGUGAUAAAGAAACAGUCUUGGGAAACUCUACUGUUCUUAAAAUUUAACUUAUAUUCCAUUAAUUGUGAAUUUUAUUUAAUAAUCAGACUGUGUUUGUCUGUCUACUAGAAUUAUAUUUUUGCAGUAAAUGAAACAAUUGGUAAUAGUACUAUGUCACUUGUAUUGUCUUUGCAUUUAUAAUGCAUUGAAUUAUUUGAACUUAUCAGAAAAUUUAAAUUGUUUUGUUUAACAAUUUUAUAAUGACAAUUGAAAUGCACUUAAGGAAAGAUUGUAUUCUGUAAUUGGCUAGGACUAAAAUGAUAUAUAAAUAAAUAGUAUUUUUUAUACUUAA